This is a messenger RNA of Sinocyclocheilus rhinocerous, 6556 nucleotides long. Its product is annotated as unconventional myosin-IXa-like. The record is from RefSeq and is a predicted model, not a curated record. Lineage: Eukaryota; Metazoa; Chordata; Actinopteri; Cypriniformes; Cyprinidae. Gene Ontology annotation, biological process: establishment of epithelial cell apical/basal polarity; intracellular signal transduction. Gene Ontology annotation, molecular function: GTPase activator activity; microfilament motor activity; actin filament binding. Gene Ontology annotation, cellular component: axonal growth cone; actin filament; myosin complex.
AUGCCUGUCGUUGCUCUGCAGGUCACAGGCCGGCGGAUGGUGGAGCGCGGCCUGCUCCCGCAGCCUCCCUCGGGACAGUACGCUGACCUGUGUGCGCUGCCGGAUCUAAACGAGCGGACCUUGCUGGAGAACCUGCGCGGACGCUUCCGUCAGGAGAAGAUCUACACGUACGUGGGCGGGAUCCUGAUCGUCGUCAAUCCCUUCAAGUUCCUGCCCAUCUAUAAUCCCAAAUACGUCAAGAUGUACGAUAACCACCGGCUGGGGAAGCUGGAGCCGCAUUUCAGAGCUUAUGUGGAGAAGUAUCUUCUGGAAAAAUCCCGACUAGUUUAUCAGGAGCACAAUGAGAGGAACUAUCAUGUGUUUUACUACUUGCUGGCCGGAGCGAGUGAAGAAGAAAGAAAAGCGUUUCAUCUCCUCAAACCAGAGGAGUAUCAUUACCUGAACCAGAUAACAAAGAAAGUCCACAGACAGCACUGGGGAAAUUACUAUGAGACCGAGCUGGACUGUUUCACGGUGGAAGGUGAAGAUCUGAAGCAUGACUUCGAGCGACUGCAGCUGGCCAUGGAGAUGGUGGGAUUCCUGCCGGCCACCAGAAAACAAAUCUUCUCUUUACUGUCUGCGAUCCUUCUCCUGGGCAAUAUCCGUUACAAGAAGAAGACGUACAGAGACGACUCCAUCGAUAUCUGUAACCCAGAGGUGCUUCCUAUCGUCUCUGAACUGCUGGAGGUGAAGGAGGAGAUGCUUUUCGAGGCUCUGACCACACGAAAGACGGUAACGGUGGGCGAGAGAUUGAUUGUGCCGUACAAACUAGCCGAGGCGGGGACGGUGAGGGACUCGAUGGCCAAAUCUCUGUAUGGCGCUCUGUUCGACUGGAUCGUCUUCCGCACAAACCACGCACUGCUCUACAACAAAGACCUGGAGGAUUCAGACAAGAUCCUGUCCAUCGGCGUGCUGGACAUCUUCGGCUUCGAGGACUACGAGAACAACAGCUUCGAGCAGUUCUGCAUCAACUUCGCCAACGAGACGCUGCAGCAUUACUUCAACCAGCACGUCUUCAAACUUGAGCAGGAGGAGUAUCGGUCGGAGGGCAUCAGCUGGCACAUGAUCGACUACAUCGACAACACGGCCUGCAUCGACCUCAUCAGUAAGAAACCCACCGCGCUGCUCUACCUGCUGGACGAGGAGUGCAAUUUUCCGCAGGCGUCUAAUCAAACUCUGCUGGAUAAGUUUAAGCGGCAGCACGAGGGAAACGGCUACAUCGAGUUUCCUGCCGUCAUGGAGCCGGCGUUCAUCAUCCGACACUACGCCGGCAAAGUCAAAUACAGCGUCAGGGACUUCAGGGAGAAGAACACGGAUCACAUGCGUCCGGAUAUCGUGGCUCUGCUGAAGAGCAGCGGAAAGGCUUUCAUCUGCGGCCUGAUGGGAAUCGAUCCUGUGGCCACCUUCCGCUGGGCUGUGAUCCGCGCCUAUUUCAGAGCGCUCGUCGCCUUCAGAGAGGCCGGGAAACGACACCAGGAGAAGACGACGACGAGCGGCUCUGACAGUCCGGUUCAGAAUCAGAAAAGAGUGGACAGCUUCAGUUUCCUGCAUCAUCCUGUUCACCAGCGGAGCCAUCAAACUUUCUCCAUGGCAUUAGAGCUGGAUUCAGAUUGGUGCAUCAGCCGCAGGACUCCUCUAUCAGACCUGCAGGGAUCGAACACGCUCAGCCAGAAAACAAGCAGGAGGUGCGAGGAAGACGAGGGCAUCUUCGUGAACUCGCUGAAUAAUAAGCUUCUGGAGCGAGCGCAGGGCAUCCUGAUGAGAAACAAGAGCUACAAGACCAAGCCAAGCCUCCCGAAGCACCUGCUGGAUGUGAAAUCACUGAAGUAUCUGAGCUGCCUGACGCUCCACGACCGCAUCACCAAAUCACUGCUGCAUCUGCACAAGAAGAAGAAACCUCCCAGCAUCAGUGCGCAGUUCAGCGUGUCUCUGAAUAAGCUGAUGGAGACUCUGGGACAGUCGGAGCCGUACUUCGUGAAAUGCAUCCGCUCUAAUGCAGAAAAGCUUCCUCUGCGUUUCAACGAGGCGCUGGUGCUGAGACAGUUACGCUACACCGGCAUGCUGGAGACGGUGAGGAUACAGCGCUCCGGAUACAGCGUCAAAUACAGCUUCCAGGAUUUUGCCCAUCAUUUCCGUGUGCUGUUACCCGCCGGCUUUCACGCCACUCAGACGCGAAUCAGACAGUUCCUGCAGAGCGUCGACCUCGAGACCAACGGACAUCAAGUGGGCAGAAGCACGGUAACGUCAACACUCACACUCACACACACUCACACUCUCACACACACACUCUCACACACAGGACGCUUCUGCAGACAGAGACGAGCCGCUCGACUCAUACAGCGCUGGUGGCGGGACUGUCUGACUCGAUCUGAUGCUGAGCUCCAGCAGGGGGCAGCACUGCGUCUGCAGGCGUCCUGGAGAGGCUUCAGAGAGCGACAGCUGUACCUGCGGCGGAGGAGAGCAGCGCUAGUCAUCCAGACGCGCUGGAGGAGAGUCCUGCAGACGCGACACACAGCCGCGCGCCUCAUUCAGGCCGUCUGGAGGAGCUGCAGACACAGACGCAGCGCCGCCGUCACGCUUCAGGCCGCCUGCAGGGGGCAGCAGGCCCGGCACAGGUGCCGCAUUCUGAGAGAGCUGCAACGUGGAGAGAAAAGCCUCUGUGAAAACACUGUGAGCAAAAGUUUACAUGCCCAUCAAAACCAAGCUGACGUCCAAGAGGAGAAGCGAGAGAGUCGAUCCACCAGAGCUCGCAGAAGCAUAGACGACAGCACGCUGAAGAGCCGCUCCAAACGCGAAAGCAGGAGGCAGCGGGAACUCCAGCAAGCCACGUUCAGUCUAGAGCUGCUCAAAGUCCGGUCCAGUUCAGUGGACGACGCGCUUCCCGCUCAGACCGCGCUCUCCAAACAUCAACCUCCGGACAGUCGAGAAAGCUUCGAGCUCCUCAUCCUUCCCGACGAGGAACCGGCGACGUCCCAAUCCGAAUCCGAGCCAACGGAGGAGAACCGGAGCAGUCCGGCGUCCUUCAAACCUCACUUCUACAUCGCAGACGAGGACGGCAGCCCGCUCAAGCAGACCCAGGAGAAGAAGGAGUCUGUGGUGGUCAUAAUCAGCAUGCAGGAGAACCCAGUCGAGCACAGCAGCCUGGAAGCUCUGCAGAAACUCCAGCCCAUGGAUGCUCAGGAGGUUUGUGGAGACACCGAGGACAGAGCGAAUGGAUUGUCGUCCUCAGAUCAUUCAGAUGACCAUGAACCUCAAACCCCUUCUUCCAAACCCCUCCAGCUGGACUUGAGGGACUCAGAGGCCAAGAAGGAGGUUCAGAAGAAGUUUGUUUCUCAAAGCAUCAGCAUCAGUAUGAAGGAGAAAGCCUUCUGUCCCAAACGCAGCCGACUGACCUUCUCCAAGUCUGACAAAGACCUGGUGAAUCAGGAGCGAUCUCUGGAGAUCCAAAGAGAGGCGGGAUUCAGAUCGUUAAAAACCAGAGAGAAAGAGCAGAAGAGGAUCCAGAAGACCAUGUCGUCAGGUGACCUUGGGAAAAUGGAUUCGCUCAGGAAGUCGAUCUCGCAAACCGAUGGCAGGGUCAGAGGCAAAAUGCGAUUCUGGAGUAAGAGCAAACGUGACGAUAAAAAGAUGUCCACCAGGGGGCGCUCCGCAGAUUCAGAGCUCACCGACUCUCCUCUAGGAAGCCCUGAGCAGGCCGGACUGUCCGAACGCGGACGCGACAGCAAGGAGAACCGCGAGCCCAUGAUGAGCAUGAUGUCGAUGAAGAGGAGACGCAGUGUGAAGAUCAGUAGCGUGUCGCUAGAAUCCUCCGCCUGGCAGAACGACUCGCUGCACAUCCUGACUAGCACCGCUGACUAUCGCAGCAUGAGCGACUUCCUCAUGAAGAAGAUCAGCGAUCUAGAAGCUGAAGACAGUCAGAAGGACACACCGGUGGAUGUGGUCUUCAAGAAGGCCCUGAAAGAGUUUCGCCUCAACAUCUUCAACUCAUACUCUACUGCUCUGGCCAUGGAUGAUGGCAGGAGCAUUCGUUAUAAAGAUCUCUACGCUCUGUUCGAACACAUCUUAGAGAAGAACAUGCGUCUGGAGCAGAGAGACUGGAGCGAGUCGCCGGUUAAAGUCUGGGUCAACACGUUUAAAGUCUUCCUCGAUGAGUUCAUGACCGAAUACAAGCCAGUGGAUGGAACCAUCAGUAAGGCUCCUAAACCUGAGAGGAAGAAGAGGAGGAAAAAGGAAUCGGACACCGUGGAAGAGCACAUGGGUCACAUCUUUAAAUCCACUCAGUACAGCAUCCCGACAUACUGCGAGUUCUGUUCGUCACUCAUCUGGAUGAUGGACAAAGCGUGUGUCUGCAAACUCUGUCGCUAUGCGUGUCACAGGAAGUGCUGUCUGAGGAUGACCACCACAUGCAGUAAGAAGUUUGACCCCGAGCUGUCUUCACGGCAGUUUGGCGUUGAGUUGUCUCGUUUAACGAGCGAUGAGAGAGCCGUCCCGCUGGUGGUGGAGAAGCUGAUCAACUACAUCGAGAUGCAUGGCCUCUACACCGAGGGCAUCUACAGGAAGUCUGGAUCCACCAAUAAAAUCAAAGAACUCAAGCAGGGGCUGGACACCGAUGUGAACAGUGUGAAUUUAGACGACUACAACAUCCAUGUGAUCGCCAGUGUGCUGAAACAGUGGCUGCGUGACCUUCCCAACCCCCUCAUGACCUUUGAAUUUUAUGAGGAGUUCCUCAGGGCUAUGGGUCUGCAGGAUAAGCGUGAGGUGGUUCAGGGGGUUUAUUCGGUCAUCGAUCAGCUCAGCCGAACUCACCUGAGCACACUGGAGAGACUCAUAUUCCACCUGGUCCGGAUCUCAUUCCAGGAGGAGACGAAUCGCAUGUCUGCCAACGCGGUGGCCAUCGUGUUUGCACCCUGCAUACUGCGCUGUCCCGACACCACCGACCCGUUACAGAGCGUCCGGGACAUCAGCAAGACCACUGCGUGUGUGGAGCUGAUCAUCUGCGAGCAGAUGAGGAAAUAUAAAGCCCGUCUGAAGGACAUCAACACGCUGGAGUUUGCCGAAAGCAAAGCCAAGAGUCGGCUGACGCACAUCCGGCGCUCGAUGGGUCAGGGGCGUUUACGCAAAAGUGGGCGCCACACGCCCUCACCGCCCUUAAGCCCUGGAGCAGCAGAGGGGGCGGAGCCGGGCGAGGAGGGGGCGGAGCCUGCGCUGAGUGAGCAGCAGCAAGCAGCCAUGCAGCAGGAGGAGAAAGUGUUGUCUCAGCAGAUAGAAAACCUGCAGAAAGAGAAGGAAGAACUGACCUAUGAGAUGCUGGCUUUGGAGCCCAGAGCGUCUGAUGACGAGAUGCUGGAGUCGGAAGCAUCUAUCGGAACAGCAGACAGCUCAGAAAACCUCAUGGAGUCGGAAGGCGCCGCGUCCGAUCAAUGGGACAAAAGCCCCGGCGCCGUGUCGGCAGCACGCUGGAGGAAGUCCGAGUCCAAAAGCAGACGCGGUUUACAGCGUCAGCCUGAAUCUCUGGACUCAGUGGACUCGGCCGUAGCCUCGCUGUCCUCGGUGUCGUCCACGCCUCACUAUCGGGUUCGUUCGUCCUCUUCCGGGCCGCUAUUUUCCUCCAGCUGUCCCGGCGGGGACUUGCACAUUCUCCCCGACCAGGAGGGCUCCGAACAGGCUUCCCUGAACACCCGAUGUGCCUCCAGCUCCGAGAAAACCCCAGGCAACCGAAGCUGCUCGCCAAAGUCCCGCGAGCCGGGCGAAGGCGUCGCCGGCGGCCGAAGACGAGAACAUGACUUCGGUUCUUCUCAGCCUUUGGUGCUGUAUGGGAGUAAUGAAUUUAUGGUGUGACGAGCAGGAACACCAACGGAUGUCCGAAUAACAUUUAAAGUGAAAGAGAGAAGGCUUGGGAAUCAACCUUCAAUUGCUCGGUGAUCAAAAUUGCAAGGAAGGUACUGAAUGGGGUUUUUACGAAAUGUACGACCUACUGACUGUAACGGACCUGCUGGACUGGUCCGUUUCUCACAGCAAGAAUAGUUGAACGGGGAAAGAGCGAUUUUUAAUCAACUGAGCCAAUGAGAAGUCAAGCGACUUCAACCGAAUGCAUGCCGUAUUGCUACUAUUUUGUUUUCACUCUAUGAUUAAAACCUUUGAUAAAGAGCUAAAUAUGUAAAAUAAUAUUAUAUAUAUCUCGAACGAAUCAUGUAAAUAGCUGAAAUCCCUGUGCUGCUGAGUAACGUCGUCUUGUGUUGCAGAUUGAAAACUAGAGCGUCUGUCUCUGUAUGUUGUUUCUUUUGGGUGAGUGUGACAAAAACGCACAUGAUUUAGGUCUUAUUUUGUCUUAUUUCGUUGCAUAAAGCAAACAAUCUUGGUUUUCUUUAUGCAAAAUGGAUUUGAAAUCUGACCCGGACAUGUGCUUUAACCCAUGUUUUAUUAGCUUUUUUGGUUUCAGCAACACGUUUUCCCUUCAGAUGAAAAAGCAAAAGGAUGAAUAGGGAUGAGAAGUCAGAUGUGUGUAGCUUUACUCUCC